UUGCUCUAAAGUUUUGCUCUUUCGCUCGAGUAUUUUUUUUUUUUCGAACUCCAGCUUUGGAGGGAAGCUUGGCUUCUCAAUUCGUCGAAACUAAGUGUGCCUGCGAGAAUUUUGGGAAGUUAAAUCGCUUCGUGGUAGGUGAACAUUUUACUCUGCAAGUGAAACAGAAUUAGAUAACUACCGAGUUCAACUUUAUUGUAACGAGGGAUUUUUGCUUAAAAGGAAAUGCGGCCAGCCUGUAUUUUGCUGUAAUGAAGAACUCACAGGGCGCACAAGAAAUACAAUCUUCAAACCAAUGUUCUCAUGAUUCUCAAAGUGACCAACAGAACAACCAGGGAGCAGAGGCUCCCUUGGCGGACUCCAGCUCAAUUUCUACUUCAAGCAAUGAAACCAAAAAGGUUUCGCGCAAAGAUAUAGAACUUGUCCAGAAUUUGAUAGAGCAUUGUCUACAACUUUAUAUGAAUAGACAUGAAGUUGUCAAGACACUGUUGAAUCGGGCGAGGAUAGAUCCUGCAUUCACGACACUAGUUUGGCAGAAGUUGGAAGAAGAAAAUGCUGAUUUCUUCAGGGCGUACUAUAUCAGGUUAAAACUGAAAAAGCAAAUUCUGCUGUUUAAUCACCUACUAGAGCACCAGUAUCAUCUCAUGAAGUAUCCUGUGCCUCCAAAGGUCCCUCUGGCCCCUAUACAAAAUGGAAUUCACCCAAUGCCUGUUAACAAUUUACCCAUGGGAUACCCAGUGCUGCAGCAGCCUGCAAUUCCAGCACCAGGUCAACCUCAUAUCAACCCCUUGGGCUGUGGAAUUUCUAGCUGUCAUGUAGUGAAUGGAGUUCCUGCACCAAGCAACUAUCAUGCUAUGCGUGUAAAUUCAGGGAAUGACAGCACAGCUGAUGCAUCUUCCAUCAUUCCUCCAAGCAGUGCCAUGUCAUCCAUGUCAGAGAUGCCUGUGAGUCCUACAUCAGCGGCUUCUAGUGGUCAUUUCCCCUUCUCUGCAUCCGAAAUAUCUGGAUUGGGUGUAGAUACGUCAGCACUUGAUACGGCAUUUACAGCUGAUGUAGCAAGUUCAGUAGGAUUGCAGCUUCCACCUGACGGGGGACCUGGGAAUUCAAGAGACUCUCUUAGGUCAUUGGAUCAGAUACAGUGGAAUUUCAGUCUCUCAGAUCUAACUGCUGAUUUUUCAAACUUGGGAGAUUUAGGGGCCCUUGGAAACUACUCUGGUUCACCAUUUCUUCCCUCAGAUUCGGAAAUUUUUCUGGAUUCUCCUGACGGGGAGGAUAUAGUGGAGGAGUUUUUUGUAGAUGUCCCUGGGCCAGCAGGUUCCCAAUCAGAUGAAGAAAGGUCCUAGAUCCAAGUGAGACCUGAUUUGUUAGGGUAGUUUAAUGUUUAGGUUAGAAAAAUAAGUCCUUGUCAUCCAAUAUACUGGCUUUAUAGGUUUUUGUCAGUGACCAAUGGGGAAUUCUUUACUUUCACUUAGCUUGUCAGUCACAAUGUGGGCUUCUGUACUUGCAUUUACUUUAAUAAUCAUUAGCCUCAGAUUGAAACUAUUCUGCGGUAACUUUAAUUUUCUCAGAUUAGCCCAGGUUAUGGACCUAUUCAUGUACCUCAUUGUACAUUGUCUUGGCAGAAUUGCUGCGGUCACAAUCCUUUCUUUCUCAA
Molecule: messenger RNA, 1654 nt
Organism: Syzygium oleosum
Lineage: Eukaryota; Viridiplantae; Streptophyta; Magnoliopsida; Myrtales; Myrtaceae
Exons: 9
Coding region: 252-1343 (363 amino acids)
Source: RefSeq, a predicted model, not a curated record